CUCCCUUCGAUGGCGCCCCGCUCGCGCUGCUGCUCGCGCUCCUGCGACCGGCACGCCUGGCGCGUCCGCCCCUGCCGAGUACCGCUCCCAGAAGCUCCCCUGACCCUGCACGCGGCGCUUCGUGUGGCGCUGCGCUGUAGCGACGCGACCGGGCUCGCGGCCGCCCUCGAGGUGGUCAGCCAGCACUGGGAGCGGGAGGGUGGGUUCACGCUUACGCCCGAGGCUGCGUCGCGCAGCGGCGGGCUCUGGCUUCUGAGCCCGGCUGACAUUGCCGCAAGGCGGCGGCACUCGCAGCGCGGCGGUAACAGCGAGCCAUACGACGCUCCGCCAUACGCGUUUGAGGUUUCGCCGCACGACGGCGGCGGCGCGGUUGCCGACGAGAAGGCUGGCGGUGGAGCCGGCACCGCGGCCGUCGCGACGGAGGGCUGGCGCGCCGCGGGUCAGAGCGGGCGGGUGACGGGCCAGCUCAGCCGCGUGCGCUGGCCCGAGGGCGGAGAUGGGGUGCCUGCUGCCGCCGCACGACUGCUUGCUGCUCGGACGUGCUUCGUCCUGGAGGGAGCGAGGCUGUGGCCCGCCGCACAGGACAAGUGGGGCGAGCCCGCCUACCUCGCCGAAGGCCUCGGCGAGGUGAGCUGCCACGUGCUGUCUGCGCCCGCGCAGACCAAGGAGUUUGCCUACUUCUUGCCCGGCCGCAAUCCCGUGGGUGGUGCGGUAGGCGUGCCGACUCUCGCGCCGACGCCGCGGCUCGGCGCCGCCAUGGCUGCCGACCUCUCCUCGCUGCGGCUCGCGCGGCUACGCGCGCUCGAGGCUGCCGCGAGGGUCGGGGCGUGGACUGUCUGCCAGCUGCUCCACUUUGACCAGUACGACAACUUUUACCUGCAGCUCGCGGGUACAAAGACCUUCCGCCUCUUCGACCCCAGCCAGAGCGGCAGGCUGGCGCCCUACCCGGCGCUUCCGCCGCGCUGCGACGACGCGCGCGGCGUCGAGGUGACGCUGCAGCCGGGCGACCUCCUGUACCCUACCUCCAGAGUGACGACCGGUCCCGUCCCCGCCGGCGCGCUCGCUGUCUCGCUCAACUUUUGGUACUCGGCCAUGCAGCAGAUCCUCUCUCCCGAGUGGCCGCUCGGUCCGCCCCUGCGCGUCGAGCUCGCGCGCCAGCUCGAGUACCUCGUCGCAGACAGCUUUGGCGACGCCGGCCGCGCGGUGCCCGCAUUCUUCCGCGGGCUGCGCGCGCAGGUGGCCGCCUGA
Molecule: messenger RNA, 1248 nt
Organism: Emiliania huxleyi CCMP1516
Lineage: Eukaryota; Haptophyta; Isochrysidales; Noelaerhabdaceae
Exons: 7
Coding region: 10-1248 (412 amino acids)
Molecular function (GO): 2-oxoglutarate-dependent dioxygenase activity
Source: RefSeq, a predicted model, not a curated record